Molecule: messenger RNA, 783 nt
Organism: Capsicum annuum
Lineage: Eukaryota; Viridiplantae; Streptophyta; Magnoliopsida; Solanales; Solanaceae
Exons: 2
Coding region: 1-783 (260 amino acids)
Molecular function (GO): nucleic acid binding
Source: RefSeq, a predicted model, not a curated record
AUGGCGAUAGAUCAUUUAUCAAAACUUGCGGGUAAAGUUGAGAGAAAACGAAUUCAAAUUGAUAUUAAUCAAAUAAAGGAAACUCCUCUUUAUCGUCGAACGAAUAUUCGAUCUUUAGCUUGUGCCAUUGAUGCGUCGACAUCAACUCUUUUUCGACGUAUCAAAGAUGGUGCAAUGAGGGCGCACAUAAACGCUAUAAAGCCUCAUUGGACGGAGAAAAAUAAAAAGAAAUGUGAAAGGUACUAUCUCAUCCCAGAAGAACUAGAAUCUAAUCCAUAUAGAUCAUGUAAAAGUAAGAAUUUUAUUACCAAAGUGAUGUUCAUGGCUGCUGUCGCACGUCCCAGAUUUGAUCAAAAUGGAUUUAAGUUGUUUUCAGGAAAAAUAGGAAUUUUUCCUUUUGUUGUAAAAGAGGCAGCUAAGUGGAAUAGCAAAAAUCAAGUUACCGGGACUUUGGAAACGAAGCCUAUAUUAUCUGUGACUAAAGAUAUAACUAGGGCUUGCUUGAUCGCAAAAAUUCUUUCCGCAAUUAAAUCAAAAUGGCUAGUUUCAGAGUCAAAUACUCCCAUUUUUAUUCAACAAGACAAUGUAAGAUCUCAUAUUGAUGUAAAUGAUAUGGAAUUUAACGAAGCUGCUCGAGAAGAUGGAUUUGAUAUUCGACUGUGCUUUCAACCUUCUAAUAGUCUAGAUUUAAAUGUCUUUGAUCUUGGAUUCUUUAGAGUCAUUCAAUACCAAAAGACUCCUAUAAAUAUUGAUGAGUCGAUAAUUGCAGUUGAAAUUUUUUAA